CCGCACUUCGGACUUUUCUUCGGUUUUUGCGCUUUUUGACCUCCAAUUAUCCCAAAACUCGUUCUUGACCCUUCCACACGUGUUAGGACCUGAAAUGUAUCAAAACAAGCACAACCUAGCAUGAAAUAUGUCGAGGAGCGAUGAAAUACUAAGCUAAACGAAUAAGAAAUGAGGGGUAAAAUGUGUACAUCUGGGCCCGAAUCAAUACUAUAUUGGUUAAUCUGGUUUACCAAUUAACCAACCCGAUUAAACUUUAGUUUGGUUAAUUUGAUUGUUGUAUUAGUUUGGACGGUUUGGUUAUGAUAUUGUAUUACAUGAUGAAUAAAAUUUAGGCUUGUUUGGUUUGAUAAUUAUCAUGUUAACCAUUUGAACAACCCUACUUGGGAGUGGGAAUUUUGAAAAUUCCUCUCCCACGUUGUUGUGGUACGGUUGAUCGAAUCAGGAUAAGAAUUCUAAUUGAUACUCUGGUUAUAGUAGGAUGGGUAAGCUUAAUCUGAAUUAUAGCAUGAUGGACAAAUUUGUUAAUUUGUAGAGGGCAGUUUGUGUUAUUAAUCCUUUUUUUUUUAUUGCAUGUUUGUGUAAGGGGCCAAGAGAGAAAUGGCAAUAGGAGAAGAUCCGUCGGGUGUUUAGGGUGAUUAUGAGGGGUGAGUUGAAACAUACACACGAGAAAGGAAAUUCUUAUGUCAUGGGCGAUCACGAUGGAUCGAAGACUAGACACCGAGUUCGCGGUUCAUACAUAUAAAACUAAUAUACAGGACUAUGGUUCGAAAGUCAACAUGUGACUCUACCGGAAGGGAUUCGUACUUUAUGUGUAUGUAAGAACUUUCAAAAAUCAAAACUUAAAUAUGAUUUCCAAAAAAUAAAAUUAAUUGGAAUUCGAGAGUGAAGUUCUCAUUUUCCUUCCAAAAAUAAAAUAAACUUAAACAUGAUUUGAUUUCCAUUCAAUUUUGCCUGCCUCGGGCCUCGCUCUCCUUGCCUUUCCCCAUUAUUAAAAAAAAAAAAACCAACUGCCUCUCUUUUCUCCCUAUUUAAAACCUUCCCAAAUCCCACCCCUCUCCUCUCAUUGCGCGUUGCGGCUUCUCUGCCAUUUCCAUACUUUCUCUCUGUCUCUGUUCUACUCGCUUUGCCUUGAUUUUUCGUUCAACUCUCUGCCCCCAUUGAUUUCCGGUAAUGUGGUUUGAUUUUUCUUGUUUUCUUGUUUCCUUUUUCGCAUUUCCCAUAACUUGUGCCUCUCUUUCGUGGUUGUGUUCCGUUGGAGAAUGCUUCUUCUACCUGGCGCCUCUCUGUUUGCCCUUCCCACCCGCUUCUGCUAAUAAUGGAAUAGGGUGUCAAUGUGUUCGUUCGCCAUUCCCGAUUUGCAUCUUGCUCGGGGACAUUACAAAGUUUGAAGCUUUAACUGGGUUUUUCUCUUCCCCUUUCAAUGCUCUGCCUUAGAACCUACGUCUUUCCCUUUGUUUGAUCCAACUCCAGAAUUUGCGUUUCCCAUCUUCCAAAAAAUUUGUGUGUAUUUAAAUCAACCGGUAGCAUCGCACAUUUCCUCUUCCCUUCUCCAUUUCUCUGUCUCCUUCCCCUACGAUCAGAAUUACAAGUUGCCCAUUUUCUCUUCUCCCUUUUCAUUGCAUUUCCUGGUAAUGAUGUGCUCUUCCUGAUUGGAUUGAUUAUAUGUUCCUUUUGAUUUGUUCUUGCAGCAGUUGUUUUGUUCCCCUUCUAUAGCAGAAACGAAAUGGAGAACGAAAAUGGUGAACAGCAUCAGAACGGUUUCACCCAGAAAUAUGAUUGUCUCCUUUUCGAUGUGGAUGAUACACUUUAUCCGUUGAGUUCUGGUCUGGCACCACAAGUUGCCCUCAACAUUCAAGAUUACAUGACUGAAAAGCUCGGCGUCAUGGAGAAUAAGGUCCAAGAAUUGUGCCUGUCACUCUACAAAUACUAUGGCACCACAAUGGCUGGCUUACGGGCAAUUGGCUAUAAAUUCGAUUACGACGACUUCCACAGCUUUGUACAUGGACGAUUGCCUUAUGAUACCUUGAAGCCAGACCCAGUUCUCAGGAGCCUCUUACAAAGCUUGCCCAUCCGCAAAGUGGUGUUCACCAACGCAGACAAGGCUCACGCAGAUAAGGUACUGAGCAGGCUGGGAUUGGAGGAUUGCUUUGAACAGAUCCUGUGCUUCGAGACCUUGAACGACUCCACCAAAGGGAAUGAUGCCGUGGAAGAUGAAGAAUCAGCCGAAGUCUUUGAUAUCAAUGAGUACAGCGCUGCUCCUAACGCUGGCUUAUCUCUCCCCAAGACACCUGUGCUCUGCAAACCUUUCGAAGAAGCUUUCGAAGAAGUCUUCAAGAUUGCUAACAUCAACCCUCAUCGAACGUUGUUUUUCGAUGACAGCCUUCGAAACAUCCAGACAGGGAAAAGAAUGGGACUGCACACUGUGAGGGUUGGGACUUCUGAUCGAACUGAAGGCGCGGAUUACGCGCUAGAGAGCAUCCACAACAUCAAGGAAGCACUCCCAGAGCUGUGGGAUGCAGCAGCCAAUGAUAAAACAGAGGGGAUGAGAAACUCCACACAAGUUGCUAUUGAGACAGAAGUACAGGCCUAGGCUUUUGUUUGUACAUAGUCUGGAUUCACCUUAUUCCCUCCAGGCACCAGCUGCCUCAUUUUACGAAGUGCAGCCUAAUUAAUUAUUAGUAAUUUG
Molecule: messenger RNA, 2686 nt
Organism: Linum trigynum
Lineage: Eukaryota; Viridiplantae; Streptophyta; Magnoliopsida; Malpighiales; Linaceae
Source: the annotation of a GenBank genome assembly